Messenger RNA from Coccidioides immitis RS, 747 nucleotides. RefSeq lists its product as uncharacterized. The record is from RefSeq and is a predicted model, not a curated record. The transcript has 5 exons. The coding region runs from base 1 to 747 and encodes 248 amino acids. Lineage: Eukaryota; Fungi; Ascomycota; Eurotiomycetes; Onygenales; Onygenaceae.
AUGUUCGUCCUCCAACGUAGCACCUGCUCAACGUUUCCUCAAUCGUCCGCUUUCCUCCCUCUUGACAUUCGACCUCAAGACUUCAGUGCCCGCCGUUGCCCAAGAUCGCGGGGAGAUCAGAGCUUGAAAAAGCAACCUACCCAUGCAUCCGCCUUUUCCGAGCCUGUCGCGAUGCCGAUAGCUUUGAAUGGAUCUUUUGCUAUACUAGCCUUUGAUCGGGGCACAGUAUCCGUGGGGAUGCCUUAUGCAGGUAUUGAAAGAAAAGAGAUGAGAAGAGUAAGCACCAAUAUCGGAGGAUUGAGAGCCAUGGCGAGGGCGCAUGAUGUUGAGAGACUACAUGCUUUAAAUACAUUCGAGGAGCGCUGCAAGGCCAACAGCUCCAGCUCCAGCUCCAGCUCCAGCUCCAGCUCCAUCCCGCACUUGGGUGGACAACUGAUAACCUGGUGUCUGCGGAGAAUGUGCAUAUUUCCUAUUGGGGACUGCCGUCGAUUUUCGGGCUCAAAAAGGCUAGGGAUCCAAGAAGUCGGCGACAUUGCCCAAGGACAGGACCCGAGUUCGACCAGGUCGAUGGGGCUGUCAUGGCGCGUAGAACCCUUUUUUGUGCUCGCGAGUGAGGUUCUCAGUCUCGGCUCUCCUGUUGCUACGGAUCUGCCAGCCGGGCUGCGAUUUGGUGAUAUCACGAAGUCCCCGGUGCUCGCAAUUUUGUUGUCCAAACACACCCUUCCGCCAAGCGGUACUGUUCCGUAA